Molecule: messenger RNA, 1053 nt
Organism: Auxenochlorella protothecoides
Lineage: Eukaryota; Viridiplantae; Chlorophyta; Trebouxiophyceae; Chlorellales; Chlorellaceae
Product: Ubiquitin fusion degradation protein 1-like protein
Exons: 6
Coding region: 1-1053 (350 amino acids)
Cellular component (GO): VCP-NPL4-UFD1 AAA ATPase complex
Molecular function (GO): polyubiquitin modification-dependent protein binding
Source: RefSeq, a predicted model, not a curated record
AUGUUCGGAGGCUUCUUCGGGGGCUAUGCGCCCACAGGUCGCUUUGAAGCGAGCUACAGAUGCUACCCAGUGUCUUUCAUCGACAGGAUGGAUGCAGAGAAGGGAGACAAGGUUUUCCUGCCCCCCUCUGCCCUGGACAGACUCUCCCAGCUUCAGAUCGACUACCCCAUGCUCUUCAAGGUGGAGAACCGACAGUCGGGCCAGGCCACGCACUGCGGCGUCCUGGAGUUCAUCGCAGAUGAAGGCAUGAUCUACAUGCCGUACUGGAUGAUGCAAAACCUUGUGUUGGAGGAGGGCACAGUGAUCAGGCUGAGCAGCGCCACGCUGCCCAAGGGCAGCUUCGUGAAGCUGCAGCCCCACUCCAAGGACUUUCUGGACAUCACCAACCCCCGUGCCGUGCUGGAAACCACGCUGAGAAACUUCACUUGCCUCACGGUUGGCGACACGGUGCCCAUCAACUACAACAACAAGAGGUACUUCAUCGACAUCAUCGAGGCCAAACCCAGCGAUGCGAUCUCGGUCGUAGAAACAGACUGCAACGUGGAUUUUGCCCCGCCCUUGGAUUAUGUGGAGCCGGAAUACACGCCAGCCGCCCCAGCCGCCGAACAGGCCUCCACCACCCGCCCCGACGCUGGCAGCGGGAGCAGCACCACGGAAGACAACGGCGACCCCGCCUCUCGCGCGGCUGCACCGGCGGAGCCGCAGUUCCUGGCUUUUGCAGGGACGGCCAAGAGGCUGGAUGGAAGGCCCGCAGCCGACCCCCGGCCCGUGCCCGUGCCCCGGCCCGGGGGCAACAGCGCCUCGUCGGCAGGGCCCAGCACCAAGGACGGCAGCUCAGACGCUCAGGCGAGCUCUGGCGCGUUGAAGAAAGCGGGAAAGCUGAUGUACAGGGACCGCCUGGCAGCUAAGUUUGCGGCCGCCAAGGACGGCAGGGGGGCCGCUGCGCCUCCCCCCUCGCCGCCCGCGAAGGCAUCGGAUGCCGAGGGCGGCGCAGAGAAAAAGGAGGACGGCUUCCAGCCCUUCAAGGGCCAAGGACGGUCCCUGAGGGGCUGA